Eufriesea mexicana is the source of this 678-nucleotide messenger RNA. RefSeq names its product tctex1 domain-containing protein 2. Gene Ontology annotation, molecular function: dynein intermediate chain binding. Gene Ontology annotation, biological process: microtubule-based movement. Bases 78 to 584 code for a protein of 168 amino acids. Gene Ontology annotation, cellular component: cytoplasmic dynein complex; cytoplasm. NCBI's taxonomy places the organism in Eukaryota, Metazoa, Arthropoda, Insecta, Hymenoptera, Apidae. The record is from RefSeq and is a predicted model, not a curated record. The transcript is spliced from 4 exons.
CGUGACAGAGUGUAUAACCUAAGUGUGGUGUGAAAUAUAUUUUAGUUUUUGAAGAAAUUUCAAUAUAAUUAAAAUAAAUGGCGGAGAAUAUUCAAAGUAAAGCUACUGUUGCAUCAGAAAAGGUACAAGAAAGUCGAGAAGAAGUUCCAGAUGAAGAAAAUGCUCAGAAAGACGAAAAAUCAAGGGUGAAUGUGGAGGUGCUUGAUGACACAGAAACCGCGACGCCAGAACAACCGGUUUAUCAAAUGCGUCCACAGUUACACGAGAAGUUUAAACCUUUAAGCGCUAAGGAGGUUAUACAUAAUGUGUUAUUUGAUCAGCUUUCUGCGAAAACUUACAAUGCUCAGGAAGCUGCUCAAUGGACUAGAGAUAUAGCAGAUACAAUUAGAGAAAAAGUGAAAGAGUUAAAGUUCAAACGUUACAAGUAUAUCGUAAAUGUGGUUUUGGGUGAACAACAUGGUGCUGGGGUAAAAAUGGCUACAAGAUGUAUUUGGGAUGCAGAGGCAGAUUCGUAUGCACAUGAUAAUUUUUUAAAUGAUACAAUAUUCUGCGUGGCUACUGUGUAUGCUGUAUAUUUUUAUUAAAGAGUGGUUACAUAUUUCUAGAUGUGAUUUAAUACAUAUUUGGUAUUUACCGACAAUAGUAUUUUAAAAUGUUGCAAAUGGAGGGAGAAUAAAU